Messenger RNA from Penaeus vannamei (Pacific white shrimp), 467 nucleotides. The record is from RefSeq and is a predicted model, not a curated record. NCBI's taxonomy places the organism in Eukaryota, Metazoa, Arthropoda, Malacostraca, Decapoda, Penaeidae.
CAAGUGUCAGUACAUUCAGAUCAACAUAGUCUUGAAACACAACGAAACGUAAUUACAGAAAUAUGAAACUUGCACUCUUUUCCGUGGUGGUGUUCUUGGCAGCAGCUGCGAGGGUGGAAGGCCAGGCUCUGGACGUGGAUCGGCGAAUCGUGGCAGCCGAGCUGGACUCUCCUCGCAAGGUGGAGUAUUACGCGUCGUGCGCCUCCGGCCAGGGAAGCUGCGAUACAAGAGGCCUUCAGCUGCGCACAUACAUUCCCAUUGUCGCAAGAGGCCAAAGGUGCUUCAGGUGUUCGCCGCGAGAGAACAGGAACCUUCGCCUGAUGGUCUCCACUCUGCAACGUCGCUAUCCUCGCUGUUGGCAGAUCCUUGUGCUGGCGGCGCAGGACCUGCCCACUCCUUCGGCUCGCGGAUGCGCUAGCUAAGUGUGUAAUGUCUCUGGGUACUUCAAUAAAUGCGAUUUUGUUAAA